Messenger RNA from Thyridium curvatum, 2481 nucleotides. RefSeq lists its product as uncharacterized. The transcript has a single exon. The record is from RefSeq and is a predicted model, not a curated record. Bases 1 to 2481 code for a protein of 826 amino acids. NCBI's taxonomy places the organism in Eukaryota, Fungi, Ascomycota, Sordariomycetes, Thyridiales, Thyridiaceae.
AUGGAGAGCAUCUGUAGGGUUGCUUUGCGCCAACCCCGCAGCCUCUUCUCCCACCCGGAGCCAGCACAACAUGAUGAUUCGACCAUCGACGAGGUCCAGCAAGAGGCGAGUGCAAGAGUGGAGAGAGUACUUACGAACUAUCGCCUUUUGAACGAAAUCGUCCAUCGUCAUGAGGCUAAGAUCCGGAGACGAUGGCGCAAGAAGAAUCAGUUGCAGCGAUCAAAGAUCCUCCUCGAGUGCUGGCCUCAUAUGCCGGCAAAGCACCAACCCGACUUCGACACUUGGUUCCGUCAAAACAAACGCAAAGCCACGGAUAUGGGCGCGGAGGAGAAGGACUACUUCAAGUGGCCUUAUGUAAACCAAGAAGACUUGUCAAGCGCGACAUCCCUCCUCCUCCUACUCAACGCCCGCGGCAGAAAUCACCCGACCGACUUUGCCGCUGCGGAUAGUGACGCCAUGAAUCUGGGCAAAUGCAGCUACAUCAUCGUCGCUGUUAACCUCAGUGGGUAUACGAUGAUGCUCAACUCUGCCAGGCAAGACGGGAGCUACGGAAGACUGCUGUCCUGGGAGGAACAUCCGGGCUCUGAGGAGAUGAUACGCUCCGGUCAACAGUAUUCCCCUGGCGAGGGUCUCCUCGUCCUCGAGGCCCAAGAUCGACUCCUCGAGUUCUUAGUGCAGUGCUGCCGCAAGGUGCUGCACGACAUACCCCCAGCAGAUAUCCUCAGUGCGCUCCACCCGGUCGAAGAAGAGCCACCGCCCAUAUCCUCUACCGGCAUCGACGGCACCACUCACUUGGCUAUCUUGGCAGAGGAGGCGCCCUAUCGUCUCCCAGCGGGUUUUGACCUUAGCAACAUCCAGUCGCUUCUCGCUGCCCAAGUUGCUCGUGCUGAAGACCACGUCUUGUCGCUGCGUGAAGACCCGAGUUACUUCGCGGAGCAUCUUCACGAUGCGAGUGAGCACUGCGAUGAAAGAAUCAGAGAUGUCCAUGGUUUGAUCCAUCCUUUUCUCACGGAUCCGAAGCAUAAGGAUAUGAUGUGCGCACGGAACGCCAGCAGUGUAGUGUACGAGGCGUACAAUCGAAUGGAGGUAUUCUACGAGCUUGAACAAUUCGCCAGGGAGCUGCAGUCUCUUCAGUCGAAACAUGCAGACAACAUAGUCCCGGAGAAAGACUUGCCUGAUGACUUACUCACGGCUCUGCUGAAAUUUCGUCGCUGUCUCCACGAGGUGGUCAAGGGCGCAUUGGCUCAGCUCGACGAAACAGCGCCAGCCUCGCCUCCUCUCCGGGACAGCUUCGUCAGAAAAGAUACUGUCUUUCCGGUGCUAGGGCACACUUUGAGAACUAGACCCGUCAAAGGCGGCAUCGGCAGUCGUAGCAAGGGGCCACUGCUGCCGCUGCUGCAGACACUGUGGGAAAACGGUCCGAUUCUUGAGGCCGUACGCCUGCCGUUGAUGAUCAAUGAAAUCGAUCGGCAAGUGAGAAUGAACCCGGAGUCCGGGAAGCAGAUCUCGCCCUACGUGGCCAUGGUGAUUGGUGAGAUAUCCAUUCUUGGCGAAUGCAUUCGCCAGGUUGAUGCAUAUUUUCCUUGGGCGAGGAGCUUCCGGUUCAAGUUGGGACACCAGGAAGAUACCACGCAAACGGUACAGGAUGGCCAUAUUUGCGCGACGAGGGAGGCCCUGCUUGCCUUGAUGCCCCUCGUUCUCACGCCCUUCGCGCCGCUCAUGGACCCUUCGGACAACAAGUUUGAUUAUCCGACAGAGAGGAGCCGUAACGAGCAAAACGUUGCGAAGCUUCGGGCAGCCGAGCUUGCUCUGGAUAGCUUCUGGGAGGCGGCGGACGACCGCUUGACGAUUGUCCGUAAGGAGGCCAGCGGCCUAGGACGCCUCCUUGCUCGCCGGCGGCCGCCGUACCGAACGCCUGAAUGGGUCGAGCCGCCGCCCAAGGCGAAACGCACCAAGCUCACCACUCCCGACCGAGAUACCCCCGUGAACACGUUUUCAGCAUUCGAACUCAACGAGCAGCCAAUCUCUGCUCGCAAGGAAGUGUCGGCGGCGACACCAAAGCCAAAGGUCAAGACCCGAGGCACUCCUGGUCCGGCGGCUGCUGGAUCAUCGUCUUCGACCCCCGAGGAAGCCUCCGAUGAAGGCCCCGCGGACCCUCAACCUCCGCUCGAGGUGGACGCCCGGGCCCUCAGCGUAUUCCGGAUCCUGUUCUUCAACCCGGUCUUCCACACGACCCCCGGCGAGGUGCCCUGGAAGGAGUUUCUGCACGCCAUGCGCGCGGCCGGGUUCAGCGCCCAAAAGCUCUACGGAUCGGUGUGGCACUUCCGGCCCGAGACGAUCGACCUGGACCGGAGCAUUCAGUUCCACGAGCCGCAUCCGAUUGGCAAGCUCUCAUUCCGGGUGGCUCGGCGGUACGGCAGGAGGCUGCAUCGUGCUUACGGAUGGGAUGGAGGCAUGUUUGCCAUGGAACACAAGGCGUAA